AAAAGAUAAAAAAGAAAAAAAGAAAAAAAAGAAAAAGAAUCAAAGAAAAAUACUGAAAAACAAGAAAGAAAAUGAAAAAGAGAAAAAAAGAAAAGAAACAAAAAGAAAAAGAACAAAGAAAAAGAAACGAAGAAAGAAAAAGAAAGAAAUAGAAAACAAAAAAAAGAAACGAAGAAUAAAAAAUGAUAAGGAAAAAAAAGAAAAAAAUAACAAAAGAAAAAAUAAAAUGAAAAGAGAAAGAAAAAAAAUGAAAUAA
Messenger RNA from Racocetra fulgida, 256 nucleotides. Lineage: Eukaryota; Fungi; Glomeromycota; Glomeromycetes; Diversisporales; Gigasporaceae. The record is from the annotation of a GenBank genome assembly.